Molecule: messenger RNA, 1215 nt
Organism: Suillus subaureus
Lineage: Eukaryota; Fungi; Basidiomycota; Agaricomycetes; Boletales; Suillaceae
Product: Gcd10p-domain-containing protein
Exons: 9
Coding region: 1-1215 (404 amino acids)
Biological process (GO): tRNA methylation
Cellular component (GO): nucleus; tRNA (m1A) methyltransferase complex
Source: RefSeq, a predicted model, not a curated record
AUGGAUAUCCCUGACUGCGAAGAUGCAACAAGCGCCCUGAAUUCAUUCAAGGCGACCACCAUACAGUCAGGGCAUACGGUUCUGCUCAGACUACCUAAUGGCGAGACCAAAGGCUUCAAAGUGGAAAAGGAUGCUACUAUCUCUAUAGGCAGAGUCGGCUCCUUUCGCGCAAAUGAGCUGAUCGACCAUCCAUACGGAUUGACGUAUGAGAUUCGUGGCAAAGAACUCAGCGUCCAGCCGCCCCAUACUCUACAAGAAGUAGAGGAAACGGAUGCUACAAACGAGCUCAUCAAUGAUGGUGAAUUCGUGCAGCCACUUACCCUCAGCGAGAUUGAAGGGUUGAAAAAGUCUGGCGUGCAUGCUUCUGACAUCAUAAAGGCUCAAAUCGAACAACAUGCCAAUUAUUCCAUGAAAACUGAAUAUAGCAAGGAGAAAUAUAAGCAACGCAAGGAAGCCAAGUACUCCAAGACCUUCAGUACGGUUGAACCGACAAUUUACAAUGUUUGUGACCACUGGUUCAAAAAAGACCAGAACAGGAUUCGUGAUAUCAGACCAGAUACACUGUCUCAAAUAUUGAAUCUGGCGAAUGUUCGCCCCGGCGGCAGGUACAUUGCUGUUGACGAGGCGUCUGGGCUUCUUGUAUCAGCAAUCCUCGAGAGACUGGGAGGGGAUGGACGACUGAUUUCCAUCUGCGAUGUCGAUUCACCACCCGCAUAUCCUGUCAUGACCCUGAUGAAUUUUCGCAAAGACGUCGUUACAAAAGUACACUCGUCAUUAAAUUGGGCAACUGCCCAGGAAGACUAUACACCAGUGGCAGCUGUAACACAAGAGUCAUCGUCGGAAGUGGGAAAAUCAGAACGACAUAGGAUUCGCCUUGAUAAACGGAAGAACGCGGCAGAUACUCUUUUAAACGCAAGAGAGGAGUUGUUUGCUGGUGAAUAUGAUGCGCUUUUAAUCGCAAGCGAUUACGACCCGUUGGAGAUCCUACAAAACUUGAUUAUAUAUGUAGCGGGAUCAGGAUCCAUAGUUGUUCAGAGCCCAUUUAGCCGGCCUCUUACAGAACUACAAUCGAAAUUGCGCCUUGACCCAAACUAUCUUGCACCAUCGAUUACAGAAUCAUGGCUGCGACGGUAUCAAGUUUUACCAGGUCGCACACAUCCGACGAUGAACACGUCAGGAUCGGGAGGUUUCUUAUUACACGCAAUCAAAGUGUAA